This is a messenger RNA of Hydra vulgaris (swiftwater hydra), 1557 nucleotides long. RefSeq lists its product as uncharacterized. The record is from RefSeq and is a predicted model, not a curated record. NCBI's taxonomy places the organism in Eukaryota, Metazoa, Cnidaria, Hydrozoa, Anthoathecata, Hydridae.
AUGUAUUUGGAUGAAUUGAACAACUUUAAACCUAUCAGGGAAAAUAAUCCAAAAGACGUUGACGAGUUUGCGGAUUUGUUGGAUGUGGCAGUAACAAACUUAAAAGAAGCAAAUCGAACAGAAGAACUUGGCGAUGGGACAUUGUACCAUCAAUUGCAAAAAAAAGUUCCUGAGAUAAUGUUAAUUAGAUACAAACGAUGGGUGUAUGAAAACAAACUAAACGAAAAUGUUAAAACUCUAAAAACAAAGCACACUUUUUUUGAUCACUCUUACUUUGGUAACAGUGAUCAAAAAAAGAAAAUAAAUUGGAUACAGAAAUGUUCUGUAUGCAAAAACGAUCAUAAAAUAUGGGAGUGUCCGACGUUUCAAAAUCAAAAUAUUAAAGAAAGAUGGGAGACAGCUAAGAAAAAUAAACUCUGCUUUAGAUGCUUGAAUUCUAACCAUUCGUCAAAAGAAUGCAGGAACACAAGAAUUUGUGGGAUUGAUGGCUGUACAGAUACCCAUAAUCGUUUGCUUCACAAGAAAAGUCAUAAAAAAGAAACAAUUUCUGAAGACUACAAAGAAAAAGACACGAUAUUAGAAAAUUCUCAUACGUCGAACAUCCAAUUUCAUUCAAAUCACGUCAUGAACUACAUAUCUCUUAGAACGGUGCCAGUUAUUCUUCGUAAUGUAUAUAAAAAAGUGGUGGUAAACGCAUUGCUUGACGAUGGAAGUACCAAGACAUAUUUGAACUCUGAUGUAGCGGCUGAGUUGUCACUGCAAGGUAAAACCGAAAAAGUAACUGUAAACAUGAUAAAUGGAAAAAUUGAUUCUUUCGAAACGAUGCCGGUAGAAUUUCAGUUGGAAUCGUUGAAUGGAGAAACAAAAAUUACAGUGGAAGCUUUUACAGUUAAUAAUGUAACUGGAAACUUAAAAGCAGUUAAUUGGGCAAAUAUGUCAAAAAGUUGGAAACAUCUAAGAAAAAUCGAAUUCCCAAAUAUUGGACCAAAACCAAAAAUUGACAUUCUAAUCGGUGUGGAUUACGCUGAGCUGCACUGUGCAAUUAAGGAAGUAAAAGGAGGAUUUAAUGAACCAGUGGCUCGACUCACGCCGCUCGGAUGGACAUGUGUUGGUGGUACUGGUGGAUCUCUUCAAACCCAUUUUACGAAAAUAACAUCUAGUACAAAGGAAAUAGAAGAUGCAAACAACACCAUUAAAAAAUUAUGGGAAAUUGAAGGCGACGAAGAGAUGCAAUUUAGAAAAAUAAUGACAAGUCCAGAAGACUCUACCGCCCUUAAUAUAAUUACAAAAUACGGAAAAACGGCUAAUGAAAAACAAAAGUUUAGGAGAAGGAGUACAAUAGGAGAAGAGUACAAUAAUAUUAUUAAGCAGUAUCAAGAAAAGGGAUACUUGGAGAAAAUCAAUAAAAGGGAUCUUGGAGAUGGUUGGUACUUACCACAUUUUCCAAUUCUUCGUCCUGAUAAAUCAACUACAAAAGUCAGAAUUGUGUUUGCUGGAUCUGCAAAAUAUAAUGGUAAAUCAAUUAAUGAUGUUAUUUAUCAAGGUCCAAAACUUUAA